Messenger RNA from Cylicocyclus nassatus, 906 nucleotides. The record is from the annotation of a GenBank genome assembly. NCBI's taxonomy places the organism in Eukaryota, Metazoa, Nematoda, Chromadorea, Rhabditida, Strongylidae.
AUGAAGCUAUCAAAAGAAGUUUCUCCAUCUCCAGUCCUAUCAAGGGAAGCAGGUCAUACGCCAAAACGUUCCAAGGAAUCACUUAGCAUUAGAAAACGGUGGAAGGAAAUAUCUCCAAAGUACUCGAAGGAAAGUGGAACUCCGAAGCAUUCCAAGGAAUCUUCGUCGCUUUUGUCCCAUAAGAGAUUCAGCAAAGAAGGGUUGGAAGAAAGUAAAUCCUCUCUGCAAAGAAAAAUUAAAAGAUUUGCUUCUUUGACAGGAUUUAAGUCACAGAAAACACAAGCAGACAAACGCGAGGAGUCGUUCAAGUCAGAACGAUCGGGAAAAGCAGGACUAAUGCGCGGAACCUCUCCUGGCUGGAAACGCAAACGUAAAAGUUUUUCCAAAUACCUCGACCGUUUUUCAUACUUCAAACAUAUAGAUGAAGAGAAACGAACGAACACCCCCUCAAGAAGAAGAAAACUUGUAUGGGGCCUUCGCAAAAAGGAGUCGCAGAAGAUUCCAGUGCGUGAAGUCGAGGCUGUCGUACCCCCAAGAUUAAGUGAUAUAAGCCAUGCGCAUUGUGAAAUUGUUGAUGUACAAGAACUACAGCAUAAGAUCAAAGUUCGUCGGAAACAGUUACGUAUGAUCUCCGAUAUCAUGUGCUGCGUCAGCAUCACGGCCAUCAUUUUGAGUUUGACAAUAGCAUUAUUUGGGUUCUCAGCAUGCUAUAUCGCACAUAUAGAAUACACUGUGCAAAAGGCCGCCGCUAUGCAAAUGGGAAAACAAUGGAAAUCACAGUGCGGAAGGAAAAAGUUACAAAGAAUGAUUUACAAUAAUCUUUACGAAGAAACAAAUUGUUCAUUACCGUCAAUCGAAUUUGCUCAAUGGACAAACUGGUCAAAAUGUUUGAAAGGCAGUGUAUAA